Messenger RNA from Propithecus coquereli (Coquerel's sifaka), 624 nucleotides. Its product is annotated as docosahexaenoic acid omega-hydroxylase CYP4F3-like. The annotation marks the transcript as partial. The transcript has 7 exons. NCBI's taxonomy places the organism in Eukaryota, Metazoa, Chordata, Mammalia, Primates, Indriidae. The record is from RefSeq and is a predicted model, not a curated record. Gene Ontology annotation, molecular function: monooxygenase activity; heme binding; oxidoreductase activity, acting on paired donors, with incorporation or reduction of molecular oxygen.
GCCUUCUAUGACAACUGGAGCCGCCUCCGAUGUUUCCCAGAGCCUCCCAAAACAAACUGGCUCUUGGGUCACCUGAGCCUGGUCCUGAACACAGAAGAGGGUUUGAGGGAUCCAGCCGCCAUUGUACGGAAGAAUAGUAUCCUCUACGGCUUCAUAAAGCCCUGGCUGGGGGAGGGGCUCCUGCUGAGUGCCGGUGACAAGUGGAGCCGCCACCGUCGCAUGCUGACUCCCGCCUUCCAUUUCAACAUCCUGAAACCCUACGUGAAGAUUUUCAACGACAGCGUGAGCAUAAUGCACGUAAGUCCCUUGACACUGGGGUCCUACAGGUGCUCAGACAGUCUGUUCUGGAGCGGGAAGCCCAGUGAAUACAUUGCCGCCAUCCUGGAGCUCAGUGCCCUUAUACAAAAAAGAAGCCGGGACAUCCUCUCGUACAUGGACUUCCUGUACUAUGUUACCCGCGAUGGACAGCGCUUCCGUCAGGCCUGCCGCCUGGUGCACGACUUCACAGAUGCCGUCAUCCAGGAGAGACGCCGCACCCUGCCCAGUCAGGGUCUUGAUGACUUCCUCAAGGCCAAAGCCAAGACCAAGACUUUGGACUUCAUUGAUGUGCUCCUGCUGAGCAAG